AUGCAGAGCAUCCCAACUGACGAUGUUUGGGAGCUUGUUGAGGCUGGAGUGGACGGGAAACUACGGAGGUUCCUCAAACGUCCUUCGGUGGCAGUGGGUGGACUCCUCAUUAUACUCGGGCACUACUGGACUUCAAUAGGCCAUAUUUCCGGUCAUUUCCUCAAGCUCGCGCCAGAAAAAGGGAUCAAAGCACGACAUGGAUAA
Uncinocarpus reesii 1704 is the source of this 204-nucleotide messenger RNA. RefSeq lists its product as uncharacterized. The record is from RefSeq and is a predicted model, not a curated record. Lineage: Eukaryota; Fungi; Ascomycota; Eurotiomycetes; Onygenales; Onygenaceae. The coding region runs from base 1 to 204 and encodes 67 amino acids. The transcript has a single exon.